This is a messenger RNA of Amborella trichopoda, 2608 nucleotides long. Its product is annotated as Tetratricopeptide repeat (TPR)-like superfamily protein. Gene Ontology annotation, biological process: protein localization to cortical microtubule cytoskeleton. Gene Ontology annotation, cellular component: cortical microtubule. The record is from RefSeq and is a predicted model, not a curated record. Lineage: Eukaryota; Viridiplantae; Streptophyta; Magnoliopsida; Amborellales; Amborellaceae.
CUCUUUCUUAAACAUUUACUCAUUUGUCUUUUGUUUAAAUCGGAUCCACGAGGAGAAGACCGUUCCUCGGCAUUCGUGUACCCUUCCCGUCUUCUUACCCCCUCUCUCCUUAUCUUCCUCUCAUCCCGGUAUUCCCUUUCGUCCGAAACCACCCCUGUUUACCUUCUGCAACUCUUUUCUCUGCAACAAUGUGGUGUUAAUGAGGAAGAGCCAGAACGUACCCAACCUUGAAUACGCAACACCUGCAAAUACGCAUUUAGCGAUGGUGGCAGGCAAAGUGAAGAACGCGAUGGGGCUCCAGAAGAGCCCUGCAACUCCCAAGCCGAACAACAACCCUCAGAAGCCCAUUUUUUCUCGCUCUUUUGGUGUUUAUUUCCCAAAAGCUUCGGCUCAGGUUCAGCCGAAGCCGCCUGAUUGCGCCUGUAAUGGCCAGGAUGUGGCUUCGCUGUUGCGCUUCAUUGAUCAGCUCCAAGAGAAUCAGUCGAGACUUCAGACUGAGCUCCUCGAGUUCAAGCUCCUCAGAGAAUCGGUCAAGGUUUUCGAGAGAGAAGUGGCGUCCAAAAAUGCGGUGCUGAAGAGUUUGGCGGAGGAGAAUGAGAGGUUCAGAUGUGAGGCUUUAGAGAGAGAAAAGGCCUCUGAGAACACAAUGCAGAUGACUUUAGAGGAGGAAAACGAGAGGCUGAGAAAUGAGGCCCAGGAUUUGAGCUCUGAAGUGGCAAGGUUGAAGGCCAAACUCAAUGAAUGCUCGUGUUCGAAUCAGUUUCAGGGACUCAUUGAUGUCUCUGCUCGAUCGAGUUUGAUGAAGAGUUUGAAAAAGGGGAUGAAUGGUGAGCAGAGAGAGAGUGUGAGUUCUAGUGUGAGCCAGGAGGGCCCGAGAGUGGACCCACUGGAAACUGGCCAGAGUCUGAAAAAUGCUGGCGAUUCUCAGGCAGAACAUCUGGAAAUAGACCAGAAUCGUGAGGCUUCCAGUGAGUGCGAUGAGGAAUUGCCGGAAAACAGCACGAAACUGGACGGUUUUGCUGAGUCUGUGGCAGAAAAGCUGAAGCCUGCGGUUUCAAAUAUACCAAAGCCUCCUCCUUUGCCUCCUUUUCCUUCCUCUUCCUCUUCUAUUUCUUCAUGUUCUUCUUCCUCUGUUUCUUCUGCUUUUUUAGAUAGAGCAAGGGUUGAUGGUUCCUCUUCUGGUUCAGAGAGAGAAAGGGUGGCAUGUUCUUCUGGUUUAGAAAGAGAGAGCAAUAAUAAACUGAUAUUUCCCCCUCCUCCUACCCAGUCUAGGGCGGAGAGAGCGGCGGCGCCACCCCCUCCCCCGCCACCUAUGCCUGCAAAGCUGUCUCGCUGUGGUUCUAUGGUGAGGCGAGUUCCCGAAGUAGUCGAGUUUUACCACUCACUAAUGCGACGCGACUCGAAGGAGUCGAAGAGGGAAUCUGGACCCGGGGUUUCCGAGAUCCCAGCGGCCGCGAACGCGAGAAAUAUGAUCGGAGAAAUCGAGAAUCGAUCCUCGCACCUCCUCGCUAUAAAAUCAGAUGUGGAGAAGCAGGGGGACUUCAUUAGAUUCCUCAUAAGAGAAGUACAGAACGCUUCCUUCUCCCACAUUCAAGAUGUCCUACCUUUUGUCAAGUGGCUUGACGACCAGCUCUCGUGCCUGGUUGAUGAGAGGGCAGUGUUGAAGCACUUCGAGUGGCCAGAGCACAAGGCCGAUGCCCUUAGAGAAGCGGCCUUCGGUUAUUGUGACUUGAAAAAGUUUGAAGCUGAGGCCUCGUCCUACCGCAAUGAUCUUCGCCAGCCUUGUGCCCCUGCUCUCAAGAAAAUGCAGGCUUUGCUCGAGAAAUUGGAGCAUUGCGUGUAUAAUCUUUCGAGGAUGAGAGAAGGUGCCAUCAAGAGAUACAAAGGCUUUAACAUUCCAUGGGAAUGGAUGCUUGAUACAGGCUAUGUUAGUCAGAUCAAGCUUGCAUCAGUGAAAUUGGCAAAGAAAUAUAUCAAAAGGGUGGCUUCUGAACUGGGAGCUGCCAUGAGUCCUGAAGAGAAAGAGGAGUUGAUUGUGCAGGGCGUCCGAUUUGCUUUCAGGGUGCAUCAGUUUGCAGGAGGUUUUGAUGUAGACACCAUGCGAGCGUUUCAGGAGCUGAGAGAAAAGGCUGGUUCUUGUCAUGCAGAGUGCGAUGUUCAGCAAAACAAGCUCGUGUGCAGCAGCAGCAGGAGGUCUACACCUUGUUAAUCCUGCCUUUUCAUAAGUUUAACCCAUUUUUUUGCAAGUUAUCCCCUCGUUAGGAAAUCUCUCUCUCUCUCUCUCUAUUCUGAGUUUCUUCAGUGAAACGGGUCUGAGAUACACCUACCAUGUACUGCCCUUGCUGCACAGUCCAAUGCCCAUGAGCUUGGUCGAAUACUUUCAUCCUUUUUGUAGUGUUUGCAUGGGCCCAAUCUUGUAUAGAGCUACGUCAACCAUUCCGUUGCGGGCUCAAAUUCAGUGUUCCAUUCGUCUCUCUCUCUAGUCUCUACGCGCACCAUGUCGAGAUGCCGCUGAUGUAUCUAUCAAGUGUUUACCCAUGUAAAUGGUGGUGUAAUGCUCUCUAUGUAUCUUCCCCAUAUUAAUGGAAAUGGAUGGCGUUCCCUUCCC